Penaeus vannamei (Pacific white shrimp) is the source of this 813-nucleotide messenger RNA. NCBI's taxonomy places the organism in Eukaryota, Metazoa, Arthropoda, Malacostraca, Decapoda, Penaeidae. The record is from RefSeq and is a predicted model, not a curated record.
AUGAAGCCCCGCCUUCCCCGCCCCUCGAAAGCCCCCCUCGAAGCCCUCCUCGAAAACCCGCUCUCGAAAGCCCGCCUCCCGCCCUCGAAAGCCCGCCUCCCGCCCUCGAAAAGCCCCUCGAAAGGCCCGCCCUCGAAAAGCCCGCCCUCGAAGCCCGCCCUCGAAAGCCCCGCCUCGAAAGCCGCCCUCGAAAGCCGCUCUCUAAAGCCCCGCCCUCGAAAGCCCCGCCCUCGAAGCCCCGCCUCGAAACCCGCCCUCGAAAGCCCGCUCUCCCCGCCCUCGAAAGCCCGCCUCGAAAGCCCCCCGCCCUCGAAAGCCCGCUCUCUAAAGCCCCGCCUCGAAAAACCCGCCUCGCCCUCGAAGGCCCCGCCCUCGAAAAAAAAGCCCGCUCUCUUCGAAGGCCCCGCCUCGAAAGCCCCGCCCUCGAAGCCCCCUCGCCGCUCUCUAAAGCCCGCCCUCGAAGGCCCCGCCUCGAAGGCCCCGCCCUCGAAAGCCCCGCCUCGAAGCCCUCCCCGCCCUGCCUCGAAAACCCGCCCUCGAAGCCCGAAAGCCCCGCCUCAAAAGCCCGCCUCGAAAAGCCCGCCCUCGAAAGCCCGCCCUCGAAAGCCCCGCCUCGAAGGCCCCCUCGAAGGCCCCGCCCUCGAAGGCCCCGCCCUCGAAGCCCCGCCCGAGGGAUCGCCUCCGGAAUCCUUGGGCCUUGGCUCUCUGGAGGAUCUCGCUCCGCUCAUCCCCUCGGGACGCCUUCUAAGACGGCGGGCUUCGAGGGGAUACAACAUAAGUAUAUCUUCCAAGACAUCAGAUGAUAUGAAUUAG